CGCUGCCCAGUUUGUCUGUACGCUCGCCGGAGUCGCCAGUGCGCUGAAAGCAGGAAGGACGCACAGAAGACGGAUCGUACAGCUGUUAUCGUGAUGUAGCGCUGCCUGUCCGAUGACUGCGGAUGGCGGUGUGUGCCAGACUCUGCGGUGUGGGUCAGUCGCGGCGGUGCAGGCGGCGGCAGAGGAGCGGCCAGCACCAUCCGGAAAGCGACUCCGACACGGACAUGGAUGGAGAGGAGGAGGAGAAGAUAGUGGGUGAAAUGGAAGCCUGUCAGAAGACCUACGCAGCCGGGCCCGGGUCGACUAACGACGCAGGACGUGCCGAUGGCCGUGCCACGGGACUGGGCUGUGGGGACACUGCCUGCGCACGACCAUCCAAGCCGCGGGCGUUGCUGGAUUUGCCCCCAGAGCUCUUGGUGGAGAUCUUCUCGUCUUUGCCUGGCACGGCGCUGCCAAACCUGGCCUUGGUGUGCAAGAAAUUUCGGCAAAUACUCAGUACGGAAACCAUCUGGAGAAGACGAUGCACAGAGGAGUUUGGCAUGAAGGAUGAUUUACGGAAGAUGGAGGUUCUGGGUGUGUCCAGCCGGGAGCUUUAUGUCAAACCUCAAACAAGUCCUUUUUUUGACUUUCCUCUCCUCUCGUGGUGCAUCCACCUGUAUGCCUGUCCAGGUGUGAACCCUCGGGUGAAGUCAGGACGCUUUACGAAGCUCCUCCCCGAUUACGAGCACAUGGACUAUCGGGACGUGUACAUCCACUUGCUCCAUCCAUAUAGACACAUUUUGGGUCUCUGGCAGCCAGACAUAGGCCCCUAUGGAGGCCUGCUGAACGUUGUGGUGGACGGACUGUUCAUCAUUGGUUGGAUGUACCUGCCACCCCACGAUCCCCGAGUCGAGGACCCCAUGCGCCGCCGCCCCCUCUUCCGCAUUCACAUGUGGGAGAGUAACAGAGCCGCAGUGGAGUGCAUGUAUGGCCACAAGGGCCCCCAUAAAGGAGACAUUCAGACAGUGAAAAAAGACGAGUUCUCUACCAAAUGCAACCAAACAGAUCACCAUCGAAUGCCAGGGGGCAGGCAAGAGGAGUUCCGGACGUGGCUGGACGAAGAGUGGGGACGGACGUUGGAGGACAUCUUUCAUGAACACAUGCAGGAGUUGAUACUCAUGAAGUUCAUCUACACCAGCCAAUACGAUAAUUGCCUGACGUACCGGCGGAUAUACUUGCCCCCGUGCCUAUCUUCAGAUCUGCUGCAGCCGGGCCUCUUCAAAGGCACGUACGGCAGUCACGGCCUGGAGAUCAUCAUGCUGAGCUUCCAUGGCUCUCGGGCCAAAGCCACCAAACUGACAGGUGACCCUAACGUGCCAGCAGGUCAGCUGACCCUAGACGUAGACCUUAGUCGGCCGGUACGGCUACCCGACUUGGAGCACCAGCGCAACAUCGAAGAGCUCUCUAGACUUGUGAUGAGUGUGCAUGAGGAGGUCCAGAGGGCUGCACCGGGCCCUGAUGCCCCCCCUGCCGGGGCUGACGAGGUCUCCUCUGGGGCAGAGGGAUCGGACGUUUCCCCUGUGGCUGAAGCUGAGGAUGCCAGGGGUGGAGCGACUACCUCUGGUCCUCCUCUUGAACCCCAGCCCUUCAUCCUGCCUUUAGGGGUCAUGGCCCGCAAUGAGGUGUACCCGCGCACGUGCAAGAUGUGUUUCUAUGGAACAGGUUUGAUAGCAGGCCAUGGCUUCACCAGUCCUGAGCGCACACCCGGCCUCUUUGUGCUGUUCGACGGUGACCGCUUUGGCUUCGUCUGGCUGGAGCUGAAGUCGUUCAGCCUCUACAGCCGGCUGACCGAUCAGCUGGAGCAUGCGCAGGCCCCCAGCCUGGAGCGCUUCGAGGCCAUGCUCCGCAACAUGCAGUCAUGGACAUCCUGAAGGGCAGGUCUCCUCAGCCAUGCCCACCACUGUCUACAUCACACAUGCUUCUGCCAAAGGGUGGGCACUUCCAAACCUGCAGGGCCCACCCCUCCCGAAUUAUCUGGGUCAACUCCAGAGCCACCUAGCGGUCCGUUGGUGGGUUGAGCCAGACGUGCAGUGGUGUGGUGUCCCAGGACUGGAACUGCCCGUUCCUGCUCUUUGGAACCAGAAACCUGGAUUAUACUCUCUGCCACUCGUAUCCCCACACAACCUGAAGAAACCUCCCGAUUAAUCACUCGCAUGCACAUGACAAAAUCCCGCCACAGUAUGUUUGCAGGAGAGAAUUCAUAGAGGUUGUAUUAUACCAAGGCUUUCUUAUCAGCUUUUUAAUUAAUUUAUUUUUAUAACCUGGAGAUGAUGACUACGAGGAUAAUAUAUGACAAUUCACCCACAUACUCUGGAACAAGCUGAGUGUGCCUCUGUAUCAUUACCAUGGUAACCCAAGACUACUUUUAGAAACUUGUAUUUGCGUGUACUAUGAAAGUGAGUUUUAAAUUUAAGUUAAGGUUAAAGUUCUCUCUUGUUUGGUGGUAGCUGUUAAGUGAUGCAUUAUCCUUUUAAUGUCAUAUAUUCUUUCUUUUUGUCUCUUCAUUACUGUCACUUUUAAUUUCAUGAAGCCAUCACAACCCACAGCAAUGUUGGAUUGCCUGUGAUUUAUAUACAUUUUGAUUUGAAUGCUUUAAAUAGCCAACGGAUAUAGUCCCUGAUCGACAUUAAAAUGGUGAAUAUGUAAACACAGAUUGCCAUAGGGUAUGUACCUCGGUUGGUCUAAAUAAUUGGUUUUUAAAGCAAUGGUGCAUUAAUGAAACAGACUCCUAAAAGACCUUGCUAAAGCUAAAGAUGAUCCUUUAUGCCAGACCAAAGUUUGUGGGUUGAGGAUUAUUAUACCCAAAACCAGCAAUUGCUUUGUUGUAACAAUGGACAGGAAUUUAGCUUGAUAUCCUAAAUCUGCUUGUUUCUUAUAGCUGAUUUCAAGAAGUGGGUUUGCCAGUUGUAUUUCAGCGCUGGUACUGAGUUUAGGGUGGGAAAAUUAGUAGCACCAUCUAAAUCUCCACCAUGUAAUGAAUGUGCAUGCUGUACUAAGGCAUUUCUCUGACCUAGAUGAAUUCACUUACAUUCGAGAAUAUCGAGGGUGUUUCAUUCACAUAGAUUUACAGACUGCUUUGUAUCUCAGGUGCCAUACCUAUAUGCCGGUUCUCUGGAACAAAUAAUACACUAAAGCGCAUAAACAUUUUUUUUUUUUUUCUCUUGAUAAGUGUAAUCAUAUUUCAUAAUGCUUAAAGGAGUUACAUAGAUUUACAAUUUGUUAAUUGUCUUUACUCUUCUCAGAGAAGCUUGUUGUCCAUUGAAGAAGAAAAGGCACCAGAGAGGGGGGGAGGGGGGGGGGCGGGUCUCUGAUAAGUGUAAACAUGUAGAUCACCACCACCAGCACGCAGUUUGAUUGGCUGGUAGGCAGCCUGGGCCUGCCUUAGCUUGUGUUGAGCUCUCACCCUGCCUUCAGUAGUUCCUGAAGGAAGCAAGACAUUCACUAGGGCAACCUCUCCCCGAGCUGGACAAAACCCGGGUUUAACGUCAGCACCAGUGGCGUGUUCGCUCACUCUCUCCUCGAUUACGCUUUCAAGAGUUAAAGACGGACUAGGUUAGUGGCCAAGAUGCUUUCAGGCUGUUUCCUCCAGCAGAGAGAUGUAUAACAAAUGCUUCCUUCCCUCUAUUGUGAUGAGAUCGAUCAUAAAGCUGUGCGUUGGCUUCUCUAAAAGUGCUCUUUCUUAAGCAGCAUGAGUAUUGACCAGAGACGCUUCCUCUGUACUUUUGUAUUCAACUGCAGCUUUGCAAAAACUAACCACUAUAAUGUAAAGAGAAAAUUGUCAAUGAAUGAAAAAUAUUUAAGUCUAUAUUUAAGUCUAUAUUAGGGGUGAUUGUACACAUUCUUUAAAGCAUACCAGCUGUCUGUUUUGUGACCUCUACAAAAUGAUAACUAUUAUAUCCUGAAUAGCCUCAUCAGUUCUAAAAUUUUUGAAAAGAAAGUUGUGUCUAAUGUAAACCUCAUUGCAUACAACUUCAGGGAGCUUUGAAGCUUAAGUGUUUGUCUCUUCAAAAUAAAUUAGAGUAAAGAGGAA
Molecule: messenger RNA, 4069 nt
Organism: Electrophorus electricus (electric eel)
Lineage: Eukaryota; Metazoa; Chordata; Actinopteri; Gymnotiformes; Gymnotidae
Gene: fbxo31
Product: F-box protein 31
Biological process (GO): SCF-dependent proteasomal ubiquitin-dependent protein catabolic process
Cellular component (GO): SCF ubiquitin ligase complex
Molecular function (GO): protein binding
Source: RefSeq, a predicted model, not a curated record